AUGGGCCUCUCCAUUCAGAACACGAGCGCUGCCACCACCUCUCCUCCUCCGCGCGCGCCCGCCGCAAGACCAAACAGUCUCGCCUUCCGCUCAGCAACCAUGGCCUUUGUCACAGUCCCCGCCUCUGUGGCCUCCACUUUCUCAUGUCACAGCACUUUCAUCUCCGCCCGACCACGUACCCUCGUCGUCCGUCAACAAGCCCCCCCUUCUCUCAUCCGCAUGGACGCCAAUGGAAAGCCCUCCCAGGCGGAAACCGAGGAGCCGCAAACCGAGGUUAUCAUCGACGAGAACAUUGCCGGUUUCUGCAGCAUCAACCCGCGCACGGGAAAGCGCGCUGAGCUCUCCGUUCGCGAAAAAGAGCGCGUCUUCCUCGAUGCCGCCCAGGCCUAUUUCCGUGGCGAUUCUACUCUGUCCAACGAGGAGUUUGACACCCUCAAGGAGGAGCUCACCUGGCAGGGCUCCGACGUUGUCACCCUCAGUCGCGACGAGUUCAUGUUUUUAGACGCCGCAAAGUCCUAUGAAGAGGGCAACCCAACAAUGCCAAAUGAAGAGUUCGACAAACUCAAGAAGAAGCUCAUUGAUGCGGGUUCGAUCGUUGCCAUUCAGCGCGGCCCGCGCUGCUCUAUCCGUAGGCAGAUCACCUUUUCCGAUGUAAUCCCUGAUCGAAAACGAACUUUCGUUCUUUACGUUCCGGCGGGACUCCUCGUCGCUUUGCUUUGGCUCUCCUUUUCGUUUGAGUUCACUCCAUUGCACAAUAUCGACCCUGUGCUCUCACUCAUCAUUGGCUCCCCGGCCAUCUUUUUGCUCGCAAAGCUUCUCACGUCCGCCGUUGUUCCAGACCCACAGAUCAUGGUCGGCGAUUGUCCGAGUUGCGGAAGGCGUACUCAUGUCUUCUUCGGAGAUGUCCUCACUAACAAGGGGUUUCAGGAGUAUGCUGACGUCAAGUGCGACAAGUGCAAAGCCAAGCUGAAGGUGGAGAAGGAUACAAAUCGCAUGAUUCUUAUUUCAGAGGGUUAACUGCGUCGUCAGUUUUGGAGAAUUCAUAACUGAACAGACUCUACCGUACGUCUUGAGAUCUGGCCUUUUCUUUAAUCGUUCUAGCGCGACAUAUUUGGCGGUAGAAGCGGCAGGUGAGGGCGCGCUGCGAAUGUACGGGCCUACCUAUUGUAAUUAUAAACCUGCCUACUAGUGCAGUUAUUGCGUUUCUGCUGCUACUCAGACUUCGCUGUCUUUCGACAGACACGAAAACAAGACGGUGCCGGAGCCAUAUCUAGACUACCAUCCGUCUUUGGAGGAUUCCAUCUCGAUUGCACGUUGUGACCGGCAGAUUAGCAUGACUCCCUACACACGGAUGGUCGUUCUUCUAUCCAAAACCAAGUCAUCUUCAGUGUCUCCAAGUCGCUACGUCGUGGUGCCCCACGGUGCGUAAUCAACCUCCGGCUAGCGAAAAGACAAGCGCUAGUUUCUAGGUGACAAAUGACCUCAUAUGAGGUCACUUUUCAACUUAUUUUUUCUCUACUUGCUCUAGCUCAACAAGAUGGAAAAAGAUACUCUCGCCACCGCAGUUGACUUCUUCGUUGCAGAAGGGCGGAGUUUGGUGAGAUCUGCACGUCUUUUCCAGCCAUUUUUAAAAUGCCCAAAAAAGGAGCCUUUUUGGCGUCUGCAUACACUUGUGUAUGCAGGUGAAGCUGUCCAGGGAGUAGCGAGUGACAUGCCGACACCUGGCAUUCGACCGAGCGUGCACUGUCCUACAUAUCGCCGACGGCCGGGUGAGAGUCUCGUGACUUCUCGGCUAUGUCUAUUUCUCUUUUGCCCACCCAUCCCCGUCAGGACGCCCUUCCCUGGGCUUCCCUCACAUGUCUAUUCUCUGAUAUUGUUCUUUCUUUGUUUACUUUUCGAUAGAUAGUCAAGAGUACUCUCGCUACCGCUGAUAUCUCGGGUGCGCGGGAGCUCCAACCGUAAGCGACCAUCUAUCUUCACCAACCUCAAAACGUUUUAUGUUGAUUUCUUCGAAACCAAAACGCCUGUUUAAAAAGCCAACUCAUCAUUGAAACUUCAUUAGAUUCUUAGUCUCUCUGUGCAUUGGAAACUGCCAUCCCAAGGUUUUGCAAGAUGUUAAUGCCGAGGGCAAAUACGUUAAAGAAAUGGUGUCCAAACUGACUCUUUAAAGUUUCGAUUUAAUUUAUAUAUUUUUUGCAAAAAAAACUGGCCUCAUAUGAGGUCAAAUCGCUUGUCGUCUAGACACUAGGAUCUGCAGCAGGCGAUAAAUGAAUUGGCCCCACAUGAGGGCCAAUUUUAGUCAAAAUUAAGAUUUUAUGAUAAAACAAGGGAAGUGCAAUAUGUCGCAUGACUGAGGGCCAGUCCUAACAAAGGACUUUUUUCUCGUUUUUCCUUUCCCUCGCCCCGUUUUUAUUGAGUUCUUCACUAAAAUCGGAAGCACAUUGCUGUAGUUUUUACUGUAAUGCCAUCCCAAAGUUCCACUCCUCAGAAAUGGAACAGAGUCUGGACGGUCUGCAGAUCCAUGCAGCAUGGAAGGUACAGCAA
This is a messenger RNA of Chondrus crispus (carragheen), 2544 nucleotides long. RefSeq lists its product as hypothetical. Gene Ontology annotation, molecular function: oxidoreductase activity, acting on iron-sulfur proteins as donors. Gene Ontology annotation, biological process: photosynthetic electron transport in photosystem I. The record is from RefSeq and is a predicted model, not a curated record. Lineage: Eukaryota; Rhodophyta; Florideophyceae; Gigartinales; Gigartinaceae. The coding region runs from base 1 to 1017 and encodes 338 amino acids. Gene Ontology annotation, cellular component: chloroplast thylakoid membrane. The transcript is spliced from 2 exons.